This is a messenger RNA of Alosa alosa (allis shad), 1723 nucleotides long. It is a transcript of the gene c1h10orf67, whose product is annotated as chromosome 1 C10orf67 homolog. Lineage: Eukaryota; Metazoa; Chordata; Actinopteri; Clupeiformes; Clupeidae. The record is from RefSeq and is a predicted model, not a curated record. The transcript has 15 exons. Bases 115 to 1701 code for a protein of 528 amino acids.
UCCUCAGACAGGUUGAAUUCUACAGCAGUAUCGAUAGUAGGCUAUGAGUUUCUCUCGUUUGCUUUUGACAACCUGGUAGCCUAAUACUAUUAAUAGCCUAACAACAUCACAAAAAUGUAUAGCAACAAUUACUUCGAGGACGAUGAUUCCAUUUUCAACGAAAUUGAAGACAUUUUAAAUGAUGGCAAAAGUUUAGAAGAUCAGCUAAGAGUAGGUCGGUAUAAGAGAGAUAUGUCUGUCCAAACGAAUGCUUCUGAACUACUGCCUCUUGCAACGCUUAGAGAACAAAAUGCAAGCCUUCGAACGGAUAUGGAAUUACUGAGGAAAGACGUGGCAGUAAAAAUGAAAUGCAUUGAGGCCAAAUUUCAUACUCAGAUACAAAGGGAAGCUAUCGAUUUAUAUGUAUCAAUUCAGAAGAAGGCCAGAGGUGUGGAGGACAUGCACAAAGAGAAAGUAGCAAUGCUUCAAAAAAGUUAUCAACACCAGCUUGUUGAUGCCAUAAACGUAAUAAAUGGCGACUAUAAGAAACGGCAAAUGCGAACAGGAAAUUCAGUCCCGGGUGAUCCAAAUGAUAAACGGAUAGCGGAGGGGCUUUUGGCCAAAAUUGAAGAGAAGAACUUGGAGAUACUCACUUUAACUGAACAAGUGAAGGAAUAUGAGGAAAGGCUUAAUAGCAAGAGCGAUGCAGAGGUGGCCGAUGGCGCUGAAAGAGAGUGGCUGGCGGAGGAGAACACACGGCUGGAAGAUGAGAAUGAAAAGCUGAAAGAUGACAUUUACUCUCUGCACAUAGACCUGGAGCUGCUCCGAGAUGAGCUCGAAGUCAAAGAAAACUACAUUGAAGAUUUAGCCAACAAUUUAAAGCAGCUGACCAUAAAAGCAGAGGAAGAAAGGAAGAAUCUUCAAAAGGUGACCCUGGAAAACAGUCAGUUGAAAGUACAGCUGGAAAUGGAGAGGGAGGCUGGGAAGAAAAAGUUAGACCAACUAAAGAAGGCUAUGGAGAAAGAGAUUAACACUAUUGAGACCAGGCGUAAUGAAGAGGCCCUCGCAGCAAAGAAUAUGAUCGAGCAGCAUCGGCAGGAGAAGAGGGAGAUGGACAAGCAGCAGGAGGCUCAGAACUCCCAGAGGGCCGCAGAGAGAGCCGCUGCCGCUGCCGCUGCCGCAGCACUGGCCAGUAAGGUGAAGGACGCCAAGGAAGACAAGGAGCUCAGCUGCAAGCUGGGGAAACUGGAAGAGAUCAUUGCAGAGCAAAAGGCAGAAAUCCAACGGUACAAGAAAGAACUACGUAUUACAUCUCGAGCAUGGGAGAAGAGAUUUGAAAUUCUAAGGAAAAAUUUUCACGCCAUCAAGGAUGAGAUGUUCUUGCGGAAUAACUUGCAGAGACAAGCAGCUGCCCUACACUACGCCUCUGUUAGCUAUACGCUGGACGUGCCAGGGAAGAACUCUGCUGACCAACCUGGCAAACAGCAUGGCUUUACUGCAGGGACUCCUCUGCCCCACAUAGGUGCUGGGACACAGAGGACCGACCAUACGUCGGGGACCGCGGUGAGCAGUUGCGUGAGUGACCGAGACACACUCUCCUGCAUUGACCAUGAAUUCCAGUCCCAGAAAGAGGAUGAGGAGGAAGAAGACUUUGGUGGUGAUCUUCCUCUUCCCCUGCCACCCCCUCCAAACAGGCAAAUCCCUGCUUUCACUGAGAGUUGACCUAUUAAACAGAUACAACAAA